GCCGUCGCCACCGCGGCUCGGCGAGUCUUCCUGACCGGCCCUGGCGUUCCCACUCCGCCGGCUCGGCUGCUCUGGGACUCGCCCGCCGCCGCCGCUCGGACGGUCUUUCUCCCCGGGCGGGGGCCCGCCCCGGGAGCAGGCGGAGCCCCUGACAGGACCUUGUCUGGUUGGUGCUGAGCGGCUGUCAUGAUCUCUGCAGCGCCUCUUUACAGCGGGGUGCACAACUGGACCAGCGCCGAGCGGAUUCGCAUGUGUGGACUCAACGAAGAGAGGAGAGCGCCACUUUCUGAUGAAGAAUCUAACACCAGCAGUUCCCAGCAUCUGGGGUCCCCGGAGUUCUGCGUUGGCAGCAGCUUUUCCAAGGUGGAGCUCACAGCAAUCUCGAGUAGCGGCAGCAGUGCCCCAGGGUUCGAGGCAGAGGGCAUCGUGGAGGAGAAGCUCGGGCCCAAGCUUGAAGGCCAGCCUCACGAGCCAGACUGCACCGGGAAGCCCUCGAAGGGCGGAGAUGCCAGCCAAGGGGACGCCAGGGAGGCGGAACCCACCAAACCGGAGAGCAGCGGCCUGGACUGCGUUUGGCCUCCCGCGAAGAAGGAGGCUGACAUCCUCCCCGCCUGCCCCAGGGCUCCCGAGAGCGAGCACGCCAGCAGGGAGAAGAGCACCCUGCCCGCCGGAGUGGCCAUCACCACCGCCUCCACCACUACCACCGGCUGCACCACUCUGGCCUCCACCCCAGCCACUUUCACUUUGAAGAGCGUCUGUUUCCCCACGUCUCAGGCCGCCGCUAUGCAAAAAAUGGCCCUCUCCUUCCAGCCAGGAGCGGUCCUGGCCCCCAGCCAGCCCCUGGUUUACCUCCCGCCCUCCAGCUGCGUGGCCGCCCUUCCGAGCCCGCUCGGGGUCUCGCCCACGCUCACCCUGCCUGUCUUACCCCCUUUCCGGCAAGACCACUGUCUGCCGGGGCUCCUCGCCCCCUCGGAGCUGCAUUCGUAUUCGUAUGCCUUCUCCGUGGCCAGGCCUUUGGCUGCGGAUUCCAAAGUGACGCCGGUGGAUGCGGGCCAGGUGAGCAACCCUCCUUUGUCGGGAGAGAGCAACGCCUCUGCUGCCACCGGCCCUUCCCCUCCCUCUGACAGCGCAGAUCUGCCGCCCAGCACCCCUGCAUUGGUGGCAUCGUGCGGGAGCAGCAUCCCCAGUGUGCUCGCCAGGGCCCCCGCUGCCCCAGAACAGCUCGCCCAGGGCGUCCUGGCGUCCAUCUCCCCGCUGAAGUCCCCUCCGCAGCUGGAGCGCGAGAUGGUGUCCUCGCCGGAAUGCAGCGAGAUGCCGCUGGACCUCUCCUCCAAGUCCAACCGCCAGAAGCUGCCUCCGCCCAGCCAGCGCAAGACGCCCCCCAUGCCCGUGCUGACCCCGGUGCACACCAGUGGCAAGGCGCUGCUCACCACGGUGCUCUCCAAGUCGCAGCGGGUGGCCCAGGCCGUGGGCUCUCCGGCCUCCGCCUCGCCCUUCGUCAUCUUCCCGGAGUUCCUGCGCAAUGGGGAGCAGGGCCCCUGGGUGAAGAACUCGACCGCCCUCAUCAGCACCAUUCCGGGCACCUACGUGGGGGUGGCCAACCCGGUGCCCGCUUCCGUGCUGUUGGGCAAAGACUCCGGCGUCAGCUUCAACCGGGACUCCCGCCACCUCCCCAAGCAGGAGCCCAUCUCCAUUGUCGACCAAGGGGAGCCCCGAAAUGCCGGGCCGCCUUUGGGGAAGAAGGGGGGUGCCGCCAGUACGGACGGGCAGGCAGAACCCCCGCGGCAGCUUGCUCACGGCAGAAGCGUUCCAGGGCCCCCGUUACGCUCAACCAAGGAGCUGUCACUUUGGAAUCCUGGCCAGGGCAGUGUUUACCCACGAUGCUCAGUCAAUGGGAAGCCGGCCAGUCCUCAGCUUCUGCCGGUAGGGUGGUCACCCUAUCACCAAACACCUCUGCUUUCGAUCGGCAUCUCAACAGCUGCCGGGCAAGUCCCUCCCAAUCCAGUCGGUCCCUCCAAGCCAGCUGGGGCAGCCGAGCUGGCCGCGUUCCCCAGUGCGCAGCCGGCGGAAUCUGGCUCGCUGGCCCAGAAAACCCCCGAAGCCUCCUCGCAGGGCAAGAACUGCAAGACGGCCUUGCCCAACGCAGCUAACCCCCUGUUCGUGUCUCCAGUGCUUCAGACCAGUCCUCCAGACUCCAGGGGCUCCAAAGCCCCUGCUCCGAAUCACGGCUGCGACAGAGCGGAGGCCGAUUCCACGGUCGGCAGCGUUCCCCAGUCAGAAGCUCCCCCGGAAGUCCUCAAGCGGUCUGGGGACAACAAACCGAAAAACCAAGUCUUAACCACCUAUCUGGCCCGUGACCUCCCCUUGGCCGGCCAGCCUGGUGUGCGAGCACCCUCCGAGUCAGCGCCGCUUGCAGAGAGCCAGUGCAAGGCCCCGAGGUGCGACCCGUCCCAGAACCAGCCAAGCACGGAGAUUCCUGCCCGCCCUGUUCACCAGGUGGACCUCAGCCGGGUGAAGAAGGAGCGGGUGGAGCCGGACGUGCCCUUUGCCUCCACCACCUGCCUGCACGCCUCGAAAGAGCCUCCCAAGGCCAAGCUCAAGGGGAUGGCCCACAUCAAAGUGGAGGGGGGCUUCCCCUGCAAGCCCAAGAGGCAGCGCGACGAGCUGGACCGCCCAGCCCACAAGAGGCCAAAGUGCCGAAGCAGCGAGGAAGCCGUCGCUUCGUGCAAGUCGAGCAGCCAGGAUCCGCACUCUCGCAAGUGGCGGAAGCAUCACAGCGACCUCCGUGACACGAAGCGUGAGAGCCGGUUGGGUUCCACAAAGGAGCGCAGCAGCCUCCGAGUGAAGCGCAAGCGCCGGAAGCCAUCCCCGGGGCAUCAGGGGCACAACUGCGAAGAAGCUUUUGUUGAGAAGAAAGCAAAGAACAAUUUCCGGGACUUCAUCCCCGUGGUGUUGAGCAGCCGGACACGAAGCCAGUCAGGAAGCAUCGGGGGCUCCUCCGCCAGCGUGCUCGGGGAUUGCGACGGGGCCGGCCACGAGAUCGUUCCGCUGCUGUUAGAGGAGGAGGAGAAUGAUGAGGAAGAGGACCUGCUGUCCCUGAAGCAUCGCCGGCUAAGGAAGUCUCACCGGCUCUCCCCGCACUCCGGCUACCGAGACAAAGAGAGAGAGAGGUCCCGUUCGGAGCGGAGCAGCCUUCACCCGAGCAAGGCUCAGGAGCUCUUGUGGCAAGUGGAAGCCACCAGGCAGCUGUGCGACCGCAAGGAAGCUGAGGAGGAGAGUGGCCACGUCAAGAGGAAGAAGAGGAGGCGGCAGAAAAGCUGGAAGUACCAGACAGGGGAGUACUUGAUCGAGAGGGACAAAGAAGAGCACACGAGCUGUUGUCACAAGCGGCGGAAAGCGAAAGCAGACUUCAGGUACCGGAAGCACAAGGGGUCCACCCCAGGCAAAGGCUCAGAGCUGCGCCUGCGGAGCCGGCUUUCUCCAGCCCUCCAAGGGCAUCUGGACUUCCCAAACGGAUUCCUCUUGGAUCACCCAGACUCGCCUCCUAUCCAGGAAGUGCUAGAGAAGCCAUCCGGAAAACGCAAAUGCAAAACCAAACAUUUGUCUGGCAUCUGUGAAGAGAAGGCCAAGGCACGAUGGAAUCAGUCCAAGACGCGCUCUCCAAAGAAGUCCCGGGAGCCCUGUCCGUCCAGCAAGUCACGGCAGCACAGCUCAGAAAAGACCUCAGAACCUCCUGCGGCCCCGCCAGUGCCCCCUGAAGCUCGGCGGCUGAUCGUGAACAAGAACGCUGGGGAGACGCUGCUGCAGAGGGCAGCCCGGCUCGGUUACAAGGAAGUGGUGAUGUACUGCCUGCAGAAAGAAAACAACGAUGUCAACCACCAGGACAACGCAGGCUACACCGCCCUGCAUGAAGCCUGUGCACGGGGCUGGAUAGACAUCCUGCACAUCUUGCUGGAGCACGGCGCAAACGUCAACUGCAGCGCACAAGACGGCACCAGGCCGGUUCAUGAUGCCGCGGCAAAUGACAACCUGGAGACCAUGUGGCUCCUGCUUUCCUACGGUGCUGACCCCACCCUGGCCACCUAUUCGGGGCAGACGGCCUUGAAGCUGGCCAGCAGCGAGGGGAUGAAAAGCUUCCUUCGUGAUUACCUCUUGGACCUGCAGGGGCGAGCUGACGGGGACCCCCGAAUGGCCUGGGAGUUCUAUAGCAGCUCUGUGCUGGAGGGGAAAGAUGAGAUCCGCUGUGACCUUUUGCUCAACCCACCGGGGAGCUCGGAUCAAGAGGAAGACGAGCAGGAGUCAGACCGCUUCAUGUUCGAGUUUUCCGACCAGCAGCUGCUCCCCUGCUAUAAUCUGCAGGUCUCCGUCUCCCGGGGCCCCUGCAACUGGUUCCUCUUCUCCGACGUACUCAAGCGCCUCAAGCUCUCUUCCCGGAUCUUCCAGGCUCGUUUCCCGCACUUCGAGGUGACCACCCUGCCCAAGGCAGAGUUCCAGCGCCAGGUGGCUUCGAGCCAAGUGCUAGCUGCUGAGGAAUCCAGGAGCACCUGGUGCCCCCCCUUGGCUCCGGGCACUGUAGAGACGGUGGAGCUGGUCCGCUAUGAGCCAGAGCUGGUCCGGCUGCUGGGCUCGGAGGUGGCGUUCCAGGCCUGGAGCAGCUGACGG
Molecule: messenger RNA, 4662 nt
Organism: Heteronotia binoei (common prickly gecko)
Lineage: Eukaryota; Metazoa; Chordata; Lepidosauria; Squamata; Gekkonidae
Gene: BCORL1
Product: BCL6 corepressor like 1
Biological process (GO): negative regulation of transcription by RNA polymerase II
Cellular component (GO): nucleus
Molecular function (GO): transcription corepressor activity; protein binding
Source: RefSeq, a predicted model, not a curated record